This is a messenger RNA of Salvelinus fontinalis (brook trout), 1959 nucleotides long. RefSeq lists its product as uncharacterized. The record is from RefSeq and is a predicted model, not a curated record. Lineage: Eukaryota; Metazoa; Chordata; Actinopteri; Salmoniformes; Salmonidae. The transcript has 4 exons. Gene Ontology annotation, biological process: spermatogenesis. Bases 357 to 1001 code for a protein of 214 amino acids.
GUGUGUGUGUGUUCACAUUGGCAACUACUUGAUUCCUCUAACUGAUCAGAUGCUUCAUAGGGAUGUUACCAGCAACCCGUGUUCCUGACAAGAGACAUUGACAAUCUAAUCGGGAUACAACAUGAAACAGCACAGGCCUACAACACUCUAGAGAGGCCUACAGUGAGUCAGGUCAAAGUUCCGUCAAGGCUGAGUCGUUGUCUAAGCGCUGGAAGUGUACGAAUGGGAAAAGGGCAUUAGCCAAACUGAGAAGACCUGAAGAGGGGACUUGGUGGAGGGCGGUCUGCCUCAAGAAGCUGUGAGGCCUUACUGAGAGUUGUUUCAACAGUUCUAGAGGUCUUUUAGGGUGAACAAGCAUGAAUCCCAUAUGGAAAGUGUACAAGAGCAAAGUGCUGAAGACCCUGAACCCGGACCUAGAGGAGUACACGGAGGAAGAGGUAAAUAAUGCAGAGAUUGAAAUGAGCCCUGUCCAGGAGGAUGAGGGGCCCAAUGCAGUGUCUCAGCUGGCCAAGAGAAUGCAGGGUGCUGGGGCUAAAGGCUGGAACAGGAUGUCAACACUCUUCAACAAAGAGGAUGAGCACCAGCUAUUGGAGGAGACUGAGAGUCCGCCUGUCCCAGACCAUCCACUGGCAGUGAUGCCUGAGGAGCCGCAGAGACCUGCCAGACCCUCAGGAUUCUGGGGUAGCUUCGCCACCAACUGGAAACAAAUGGCCGCCUCGAAACAGGCUGAAGCCGCAGCAAACGAGACAGGCACGAUGGAGGAGGGUCAGGAGGCGGUAGGCGAGGGAGGUGGUGAGGGAGGUGGUGAGGGAGGGGGGGAGAGUUACCAGGGGGAGAACACGGAGGGAGAGCAGAGUCAAGAUGAAGGAGGGAGCAACACCAGCUUCUCCAAAUACGCCAUGCUGGGAGGAGGGAGCGAGAACACGCCCUUCAAGUGGAACUUUGUCACAGGCAAGCUGGCUGAGUUGAAGACCAAGAGCAUGUCUGGCCAGCAAGACUAACAAGCCAGCUGUAAGGGGGUGGGAUGGGGUCUGGGGAAUGAGAGGGUACAUGGGGCCGAAUGCCCUCCUACCCUAGCCUGGUCCCAGAUCAGUUGAUGCUGUCUUGCAAACAUUGCAUGACAGUGACCAUAGGACCAUUGGCAAAGCAGUGUGAACAGAUCUGGGACCAGGCUACUCCUAACCUGUUAUUAUCUUCAUUCUACUUGCUCAGGUCUAGAUUGUACCCACCACACCUACACCAGUAGCAAUUGACUUUUCAGAUCUAAGGGAAUGUAUAGGGAAUAGGGACUAGGGGUCGAUUUGGAAUUUAGCACUCACCUCCCUUUCCAUACCUUCUCCAUAGUGUUUAACUGUACAGCAUUUGAACAAGCACUGGUACCCUUACAGUAGAUGGCAUUUAGUUAAUGUCAUAGGACUCAUACCUGAAAAUGACGCCAACAAACAGGCUGGAUUAGAUCAAUUAACCAACAAAACCAGAUUAAGAGAAUACGGAUUACACACAGAGAGGGAUAGUGGGAUUAGGUGUUGGAUUAUGGCACCAAUUUGGAAAGGGAUUUCAUAGCUGAUACAAAUUUGCUUUCACUGCUUUCACUGUUUUCUUGUGAAGUUAAUUAAGAAUGGGGGAAAUAGGAUGUGCAACAUUUGAAUGAUUGGGACUACAUGGCCUUUCAGGACAUAAUAUUUGUCUAACUGUUAUGGCUGACUGGUGCGUGGAGGUCAUGGUUUGAGUGUCUUGGGUUUAUCGUAUUUGGGCAUGAGACUGGUAACUUAUUCUAUUGCCCCUACAAAACACAAUUGCAGUGUGACCCUACUGCAGUCCUUUUGUGACACUUGUCUGUAAAACAGUAACAUGUCCAUAUUGUUAUUUUCUGCCUGUCUUUUCUGUUUUCAAUACGCUUUUCAAAAGUUUUGCUCUGACGUGUUGCUACCUCUUGUGCUCUAAUAAACACUGAUAAUA